Molecule: messenger RNA, 1635 nt
Organism: Apiotrichum porosum
Lineage: Eukaryota; Fungi; Basidiomycota; Tremellomycetes; Trichosporonales; Trichosporonaceae
Exons: 9
Coding region: 1-1635 (544 amino acids)
Biological process (GO): amino acid transmembrane transport
Cellular component (GO): membrane
Molecular function (GO): amino acid transmembrane transporter activity
Source: RefSeq, a predicted model, not a curated record
AUGUCGACUGAGAAACAGAUGGGGGACGUUACGAUAAUCCCGGCCUCUGAAGCAGAGUCGGCCUCUGCUGAAAGGAACCAACUCAAGCGCAACCUUCGUCCUCGCCACGUGCAAAUGAUCGUCAUCGGCGGAGUCAUUGGUACAGGUCUGUUCCUGGGCACCGCCAGCGACCUCAAGAAUGCUGGCCCCGCUGGCUUGCUAAUCUCCUACUGCACGAUGGCCUCGCUUCUGUUCGCGGUUAUGGUGACGAUGGGCGAAAUGGUUGCCAUGUUUCCCUUGGUUGGUGGUCAGUUCGCCCUCGCUGGUCGAUUCAACUCUCCCGAGAUGGGGUUUGCUAUGGGAUGGCUGUAUUGGUAUAACUACAUCAUCGUUCUGCCUGCCGAGAUUUCUGCUUCUGCUGUCCUCAUUUCCUACUGGACACCCGCUGGAGUCGAUGGGUCGACGUGCACGACCGGCAUCUGUAACAACGCUCUAUGGGUGGCAUUGAUGUUGAUUGUUGUGUGGACCAUCAAUUUCAGCGGAUCUCGUGUGUUCGGAGAGACCGAGUUUUGGUUCGCGUCCAUCAAAGUGAUCACGAUUAUUGGCCUCAUUAUCGCUGGUAUUGUGAUUUCGGCAGGCGGUGGGCCGAACCACGAAGCUAUCGGGUUCCGCUACUGGAAGGAACCGUUCAUGCAGUAUAAGGGCAUCCCCGGGGCAUGGGGAAGGUUCCUUGGCUUCUUCGCCGUUCUCAUCGACGCUGCGUUUGCAUUUAUCGGCACUGAGAUUACCGCUAUCGCAUCAGCAGAGUGUGCCAAUCCUCGCAAAGCUGUGCCUCGGGCAAUGAAGACCGUUUGGAUCCGCCUGGCCCUCUUUUACAUCGCUAGCGCCUUCAUGGUUGGACUCCUUGUCUCGCCUUACGACCCGUCUCUGGACCUGUCCUCGACGGCCGCUAAGAGCCCCUUUGUAAUCGCAAUUAAGAACGCCGGAAUUAAGGUCCUUCCCUCCAUCAUUAACGCGGCUCUGCUCACCAGUGCGUGGUCGUCGGGUUCGGCCGACAUGUACGUUUCCUCUCGCACACUCUAUGGGUUGUACUGCCGUGGCGCGACCCCGAGGUUUGCCGACAAGUGGCUGUCCAAGACGCGCAAGGACGGCCUUCCCUGGGUCUGCGUCCUCGUCAGCGGCGCUUUCUCACUUCUCUCCUUUAUGGCUGCCAGCCAAACCAGCUCAGCUGGAACGGUGUUUGGGUAUUUCUCCAACAUGACCGCCGUCUGCGGUAUUAUCUCGUGGUCCUGUAUUCUUUGGACUGGUAUUCGCUGGAACCACGGCCUCAAGGUUCAUAGAAUUGACCGCAAGUCGUUCCCCUACAUCGCACCCCUCCAGCCCUACCUCAGCUACUAUGGUCUCACUGUUUGCAUUUUCGUCCUCAUCUUCGCCGGAUUUACGGCUUUCAUCCACGAGUUCAACGCCUCCUCGUUUGUGACGACCUACUUCCCCAUCCCCUUCUUUGCUGUCCUCUUCUUUGGUUAUAAGUGGUUCAACAAAAGCAAGAUGGUCAAGUAUGAGGAGAUGGACUUUGUCACAGGAUGUUCCGAGGACAUCCCCGACGAGGAGCCUGAGGUGAAGGGCGUUUGGGGUUGGCUCAAGGCAAACGCCUGA